AGAUCAGAGCAAGGAGAAAGUAAUUUAAACUAACCAUAUUUCUGAUAUAUAAAUAAGGCGGGGAAACUACUAUUCAUUUAAUUAACUUUGAGCACUUUACGUGGCGCUUUCUACGAAGGAACCGAAAUUUUAGCUAGUCGACAUUCCAGUGUUGCUUACGGCCUAAUUCUUUCAUAGCCUGUUGAAAGCAUCAUAAAUAUUCUAACCUGAAGCUGAAACGUUAUUCUGAAGGUUCCGCAGUUAAGGUUAAAAUAUUGGUACAUUGUAAAGGUUUUUAUACAUGUUAAAUUCCGUAAAGCUGACAAUAUUUAACCUUAUCGAUGCUUUUAAUGGAAUAUACCGUGACUUAUUUCUAUAUAUUUCUAUCAAAAUAAAAUAAGACUGAAAGAUAAAGAUAGAGAAAAGAAUAGGUGAAGUGACAUCGUAAGAAACAUCGUAAGAAAAGAAACAUAAAUUCGUGAGAGUGUCUGCAAGAUUUAGAAAAACUAUACGAAAACUCGAUUAUUAUAUUAUGGCUUUAUAUAAUUAGGUAAUUUGAUAUAUAAAGAAUUUGGAAGAAUUUGGAAUUUGGAAUCAUUCUUCACAAUAAGUUAAUAAUGGCAUUACCAACAACGACAUCAAAUAAUAAUUUAAUAAAAUUAUCGUGGGAGCCACAUCGACUUUCACAUUCUAAGCCAUCGUUUGACAGUCAUGAGAUGAACCUUGCGAGUCGUAAAGAUUUGUGGCACAAAUUUAUCAUCUUUAAUGGUGCUUUACAUAGUCGGACUGAUGUCAUACGUGCUGUAGUAACUGCUUGUGAAUCAGAAUUUCUAAUACCAAUUAUGUAUACCAUCGAAGAUAAACACAAGAGUACAUUCCUAGCAAAAUGCAGUGCUACUACCAUUGAAAAUAUAGUGAAGCAAGGACUAUGUAUAACAUUGCCAGGUGGUCAAGAAUUGUACAUGGACAUUGUGUUGGGAUUUUUCAGUGUACACAAACUACAACUAAAUACAAAUAGAGUCAUUGCGCAAGCUCUACAUGAUAGAUAUGAACCGAUAAAAAAAGUAUUCAAUCUUGAUGAUUUCGAGAAUGAGAAGGCACUAGGUUCGAUAUUUUGCCCGAUCUCUAUACCAAAGAUCCUACAUUUUAUUCUGCUUUGUAGCAAAAUGGGAAUUAUGGGUAACAAUCGAGAGUCCAGAUUGCCUGUGCGUGAAUUAAGCCUGAAGAACAAUAAGAUUACAGCUAUCAUACUAUUUGACAAGUUCUUCAGUUACCAUUUGACUAAACUAGAUCUGAGGCAUAAUCAGAUUAUGGACGUAGAGUAUUUGCGUUAUUUCUGCGAAUUUAAAAUAAGCGAACUUUGGUUGGAUGGGAAUCCACUUUGCACAAAAUAUACAAGCUCCCAGGAAUAUGUACAUGCUGUGAAAAAUGUUUUUCCGCAUCUACAGAAGCUAGAUGGAAUUGUCAUAGGAAUGGAAACGAAAUUCGUACCCUGUAUACAGAGUAAUUAUCUCGGCAGUGGAACAAAAAUUUCCUUGAUUAAGCAAUUUGUCAGACAUUUCUUUACGUUAUAUGAUCAAGACGAUAGAAUAGUUAUGAAUGGUUUGUAUGACAAGAAUGCGGUAUAUUCCAUGACAUUAGGUACCACAACAAAUCACACAUAUAAGGAAAUCAUUAAAACAUUCUCUACAAACAGAAAUUUGUUGAAAUUCGUGGAUUAUGCCAAAUGUCAUGAGUUCCUGUUAUGGGGACCUGAAAAGAUAAUCACCGCACUUCAACGACAGCCACCAACGUUACACAACUUUAAGACUUUUUAUAUCGAUUUGUUAAACGAAGGAGACAAUCACAUAGCUAUUUCGGUACAGGGAUUAUUUUCAUAUCGGACGUUACCCUGUUCACCCAUGUUAUUCAAUCGGACUUUCAUUAUCAUACGAAAGGAAGACAAUGAAUAUUGUAUCACUAAUGACCAAUAUUAUAUCGACGGUACGCCUGCUAAUAACAGCGAUGUAAAAUAUGAAUUUAAAUCUGCUCCUAAAUUUUCUCCAACAGUACUUAGUGUGUCUGAGAAGGAGCAACUACUUAGAUUUUUACGCGAACUUACUACAAUGAAUAUUAGAUACUGCUAUAAAUACCUUCAGGAUGCGGAAUGGGAUAUAAGAAACGCCAUUUCUAUGUUUAUGAAAAACUAUGCGGUCAAUAAUGUAACUCCUGAAGCUUUUCAAUAAAUUUAUAUUAUAAAUUUCUGUGUUUUUCCUAGAAAAUAGAGUUUU
Molecule: messenger RNA, 2249 nt
Organism: Harpegnathos saltator (Jerdon's jumping ant)
Lineage: Eukaryota; Metazoa; Arthropoda; Insecta; Hymenoptera; Formicidae
Product: nuclear RNA export factor 2
Exons: 2
Coding region: 597-2204 (535 amino acids)
Biological process (GO): poly(A)+ mRNA export from nucleus
Cellular component (GO): nucleus
Molecular function (GO): protein binding; RNA binding
Source: RefSeq, a predicted model, not a curated record